This is a messenger RNA of Cydia splendana, 3416 nucleotides long. It is a transcript of the gene Pgant2, whose product is annotated as polypeptide N-acetylgalactosaminyltransferase 2. The record is from RefSeq and is a predicted model, not a curated record. Gene Ontology annotation, biological process: protein O-linked glycosylation. Gene Ontology annotation, molecular function: polypeptide N-acetylgalactosaminyltransferase activity. Lineage: Eukaryota; Metazoa; Arthropoda; Insecta; Lepidoptera; Tortricidae. The coding region runs from base 135 to 1757 and encodes 540 amino acids. The transcript has 10 exons. Gene Ontology annotation, cellular component: Golgi apparatus.
CUAGCUCAGUUUGCACGCCGCAGCUCAGAGCGCGGCCGCGCGCCGCCGACCCACGCUCAACCACCGUCAAAUCAGUGCUCUAACGAAAACUAAUCGAGCGUCCUUUAGUGAGUGCAUUCCAUUUUCAAAUCAAGAUGAGGCGCAACGUGAAAAUUAUGUUCCUCGUCGGAACUGCUUGGAUGUUUUUCCUUUUUUACUACAUGCAAUCUGAUGCUCCACAGUCUAAGGAAGAAAACAUAGCCCUACGGCUAAUAAAACAAACGAACAUCGAAGAAACAGAGAGCAGUCCAUCAGCUGACGAGCCGUACACCAGCACAGGGCGGUACUUCGACGAGGGGGGGUAUGUGGCGGGGGGCUCCAAGGACUCCGACCCGUACGUGCGGAACCGCUUCAACCAGGCCGCCUCCGAUGCCCUGCCCAGCAAUAGAGCCGUGCCUGAUACGCGAAAUGCUAUGUGCCGGCUAAAGAAAUACGAUGUUGAUCUGCCUCAGACCAGCGUCAUCAUCACCUUCCACAACGAAGCUCGGUCGACGCUUCUGCGUACCAUCGUCAGUGUCCUAAAUAGGAGUCCGGAACAUCUCAUCAAAGAAAUAAUUCUAGUCGAUGACUUCAGCGAUAAUCCGGAAGACGGUGCAGCGCUGCGUGCUAUCCGCAAGGUGCGCGUGAUUCGCAACACCAAGCGCGAGGGGCUGAUGCGGUCGCGCGUGCGCGGCGCCGACGCGGCCACCGCGCCCGUGCUCACCUUCCUCGACUCGCACGUCGAGUGCAACGCGCACUGGCUCGAGCCGUUGCUGCAAAGGAUUAAGGAGGACCCGACUCGCGUGGUGUGUCCCGUGAUCGACGUGAUCAGCAUGGACAGCUUCCAGUACAUCGGUGCCUCGGCCGACCUGCGCGGCGGGUUCGACUGGAACCUGGUCUUCAAGUGGGAGUACCUAUCUCAUUCGGAGCGUAGCGCGCGCCUGAGCGACCCCACGCAGGUGAUCCGCACGCCCAUGAUCGCUGGCGGGCUGUUCAGCAUGGACCGCAAGUACUUCAACAAGCUGGGCAAGUACGACAUGAAGAUGGACGUGUGGGGCGGCGAGAAUUUGGAGAUAUCGUUCAGAGUGUGGCAAUGCGGCGGUUCCCUGGAGAUAGUUCCCUGCUCGCGCGUGGGCCACGUGUUCCGUAAACGGCACCCGUACACCUUCCCCGGUGGCUCCGGGGCCGUGUUUGCGAGGAACACCCGCCGCGCCGCCGAGGUGUGGAUGGACAACUACAAGGACCUUUACUACAGGUCGCAGCCGCUGGCCAAGCAAGUUGACUAUGGAGACAUCUCUGAGCGCGUGGCGCUACGCACGCGGCUGCACUGCAAGCCGUUCCGCUGGUACCUGGAGCACGUGUACCCGGAGCUGCAGGUGCCCGCGCUGGCCGACGCGCCGCGCGCCGUGCGCCAGGGCGCGCGCUGCCUCGACACCAUGGGCCAUCUCAUCGACGGCACGUUAGGAAUGUAUCCUUGUCACAAUACGGGCGGCAACCAGGAGUGGCGCUUCGAGAACGGCCUCCUGCGUCACCACAGCCUGUGCGUGUCGCUGUCCCGCGACGACCGCGUCACGGCCGUGCUGGCCGCCUGCGACCCUUCAGACUUCGCGCAGCUGUGGAGGAGGAAAGGCGCGCUUAUCACGCACGCCAAGCUGGACGCCUGCUUGGACUCUGACCGACCGACACUAUAUUUAGAAAAGUGCAACGAGGACAAACCCAGUCAACAGUUUACGUUUUAAAUGAAAGAAUAUGUAGUUCAAUAUUCCUGUUAGACCGAAGCGAAAUAUGUUUAACAAUUAAUAAAAAUCAGUUAAGCAUUAGUUCGAAAUAAUAGAAGAUCAAAUGUCAGUAUUCCGUAGUAACUCUUCAAAGAUAACCACUUCGAUUUAAUUUCUGUACCUACUUAGUGGAAUGUCAGAUCCACCUGGUAUUCCUCGUUUAAAAAUACUUGAUAAUAAUAGGUACCUACCUAAAAUCUAAAGGUGGAGGAAAUUGUUAUCUCAUGGUGAAUCCUCAUUAUUUUACAUUACAUCUACCAGACUGCUAAAACUUCGAUCCAAUACGAUAUAUGGGCUCUACAAUGCUUAUUAUUGUUAAGUAGAUAAAUAAUAAACUUUAUACAACUAAAAGACGGUUUCGCUUUAAAGCCUAUUAUUAAGAACAGUUAUUCCUUCAAGAUAUGGAUGCCCCUUUUUGGCGUUUAGUUUUAAGAAAGUUGCUGUGAUUAAUUAAGAAUCUACAUGUAAAAAGACUAUGAAUCUUCUUAUAAGAAGCCCUUUACUGUACGAUGUCAUCAAAUUGAUAAUCAUAUUAUUCAUCACAUAAAUACCUAUAUAUCACAUCACGGCAACUUAUACAUAGUAUUUAAAUAGAUUAAUGUGAGAUACCUGAUUUGAAUUUAUGAAUUUCUCAAUGCGAAAUUAAGGUAUUUCGUUAGAACACAUUUAAUUUAUCACUAUUUCGAGAAACAUGAUGUCUACUUUUACAUUUCCAAACUUACACUUACUUCAUCUUCAUUUAUACUUAUUUACUUGACUAUCAUUUAGACAUGAUUCUUGUUAAAUAAACAAGAAAACUAUAACAGUCAAUAAUGAAGGUGAAGUUGAAUAUUAUUUUAGGACAAUUUGUUUAUUAAUAAUGUAAGCAAUAGUAAAUUACCUACGUACGACUCUACAGCGUGUAACAGUUAAGACUCACUUAAUAAUCUUAUGAAGUUAUUGAAUGAAUGAUUUGCGACUAAGUACAUUAACAGUAGUUACCAUAAAUGUGUAAAUAUGUAAUUAUUAUAAGUGCCGGGAAAGUGGAAUGUGGAUAUUAUGUAAUGUAGGAUUUUGUAAACAGUUGCAUUAUAUUAGAUGCAAAACUGUAUUUCCUAGGAUAUUUUAGUUGAAGCAAUACAGUUAGGUUUAUUAUUGUUUGAGAAAAUGAUUAAAGUAUGGCCUACAUUGAUUUAGACUUAUCAAAAGCAAGUAUUUGUUACGUAUUGCAAUUAUAUUUAAAUACUCGUUCGUUUUAAGAUGUAUGCUAAAAUGUGUAUUAUGUACCUAUAUUUAUGAUAGAAAAAAUAAUUUAUUGUUUUUUUUUAAUGCAUUUUAGUAUUUAAGCAUUGUAUUUGUUUAGGAAACUAUGACUCUUUCUUUCCUUGUAUAUUUAUUAAUAUAGGUAGGGGUAGGUACACCUUUUCAAAUAUAUUUAUAUUACUUUAAUCGUUUAAAUUUUAAUCCAGCUUGUUUGCGGACACUGGAAUUUAAGCACUUUCAUAGCCAGAACCAUUUACUUAAUAAUUAUUUAUUUCCUUAAUAACAGUUUUGAAUGAUUCACGGUUAGUUCACUAGACUUAUAUCGACCGGGAUAUGAACCGUGAUUAACUUUUGUAUUGUUUUCGAGCUUCCGAUAUU